Schistocerca cancellata (South American locust) is the source of this 3748-nucleotide messenger RNA. Its product is annotated as sodium-independent sulfate anion transporter-like. The transcript has 13 exons. Gene Ontology annotation, molecular function: sulfate transmembrane transporter activity. Gene Ontology annotation, cellular component: membrane. Lineage: Eukaryota; Metazoa; Arthropoda; Insecta; Orthoptera; Acrididae. The record is from RefSeq and is a predicted model, not a curated record. Bases 96 to 2060 code for a protein of 654 amino acids. Gene Ontology annotation, biological process: transmembrane transport.
GGUGUCGGCCGCAUCCUCAGCGCGCGCCGACGCCGAACAGUCGGCCUCCAUCACUGCGCGCCACACAAAACUGCACAUCACCUCGCAACGCACAGAUGACCGUCGCCGCCCACCACGCCGACUCCGCCGAGAUGGGUUUCGACGCUACUGAAGACGACGUCUACGCCAGCGCCGCCUACGAACAGCAGGCGGCCCGGCAGCAGCGUGCCGGCAGCACCGACACCAUCCUGACGUCACGCAGCGGCUACGAGGGCACCCUGCGGCAGAGGAUGGGCAGCCGCCUGCGGAAGGCGUUCUCGCGGAAGACGCUCCUCAAGAGGCUGCCCGUGCUGUCGUGGUUGCCGCGCUACUCCACCGAGGAUGCCGUGGGGGACCUGGUGGCCGGCAUCACCGUGGGACUCACCGUAAUCCCCCAGUCGCUCGCCUACUCCAGCGUCGCCGGCUUGCCGCCACAGUACGGGCUGUACGGGUCGUUCAUGGGCUGCUUCCUCUACGUGCUGCUGGGCAGCUGCAAGGACGUGCCGAUGGGCCCCACGGCCAUCAUCUCGCUGCUGACGUUCCAGUCGGUGCGUGGCAUGGGCCCCGAGCACGCCAUCCUGCUCGGCUUCCUCACCGGAGUCGUCCAAGUUGUCAUGGGCAUUCUGGGACUCGGUUUUCUUAUCGACUUCAUUUCGGGCCCUGUGUCGUCGGGUUUCACGUCAGCGGCUGCACUCAUCAUUGUGACGUCACAAGUGAAAGAUGUCCUGGGCAUCUCGGCACAAGGAAACACGUUCGUGGAAAUGUGGCAGAGUCUGUUUCAGAACAUGUGGAACACUAAGAUGUAUGACGCUAUCAUGGGCUUUGUUUGUAUCGUUGUGCUGCUCCUGAUGAGGUUAUUAGCAAACAUCAAAGUAGGACCAAAGGAAGACGAGCAUAAGGAAACAAUCCACAAAGUGGUGAACAAAUUUUUGUGGCUUAUUGCAACCUCAAGAAAUGCCAUCCUAGUAAUAGUAUGUGGAAUUAUAGGGUAUCAGCUUUCAUUACUGGAUGAAGUACCUGUUAAUCUGAUUGGUUACAUACCAGCAGGUCUUCCAGCAUUCCAGUUACCACCAUUCAGUGUGACUAUAGAUUCUGGAAAUUCAACGGUUUCAUAUUCAUUUCUCGACAUGUGCUCAAAUCUUGGAUCUGGAAUAUUUGUUCUACCUCUGGUUGCACUAUUAGAGAACAUUGCCGUUUGCAAGGCAUUUUCAAAUGGUAAACCAACAGAUGCUACACAAGAACUACUCGCCAUUGGAGUCUGCAACAUUGGUAAUUCAUUUGUUCAAGGAUUUCCUGGAAGUGGUUCAUUGUCUCGUAGUGCUGUUAAUAAUUCAAGUGGUGUGAGGACAACUCUAGGAGGCCUCUACACAGGACUUUUGGUGAUUCUAUCGCUGCUCUUUUUUACCCAGUAUUUCUACUUCAUACCAAAAGCAAGCCUUGCAGCUAUUAUUAUUGCUGCAGUAAUAUUUAUGGUAGAGCUGCAUGUUGUUGUUCCUAUCUGGAAGACAAGCAAACAGGACCUCAUCCCUGGCUUUGCUACCUUUAUUGCCUGCUUGGUGCUGCAACUAGAACUGGGAAUCGUUGUUGGCAUUGGAGUGAAUAUUCUGUUUGUUCUCUUCAAUAUUGCAAGACCAAAAAUAAGAAUUGAAACCAAUACAACACUGGAAGGCGUGGAAUAUUUGGAAAUAACUCCUGACAGGUGUUUGAUCUUCCCAUCAGUUGAUUAUGUACGCAAUUUGGUGAUGAAGCACAGCAUGAGGAAUGACAUGCCUGUUGUCAUUAACUGCACUCAUGUAUUUAAAGCAGAUUACACAGCUGCCAAGGUUGUUGAAUGUCUGACACAUGACUUCUCAGUAAGACGUCAACCUCUCUUCUUCUUCAAUCUGAAGCCAAGCAUAGUCAACAUGUUCAGUGGUCUGCGCCCAAAGGACUUUAUUGUUUAUGACCAAGAAGAUGAACUGGAUAGUCUUAUUCGUGCUCAUGAGAAAUAUGCAGCUGCUUAUCAGAAUGCAGUGGAUCUCAGCAUCAUCUGUUCUGGAUAACUGAAGAGGAACCCCCACAAAGAAUAUUUCGCUCAUAUACACUCCUGUGUAUUUACAAACUAGUCAAACAAAUAUAAAGUUCCAAGUGUGUGAUGCAGUACUGUAUAAUAACAUGGCAAUAAACCAAAACACACACCUGCAGCUGCAGAAUUGUACUUUCUUGUGAGAUAUCAGUUCUCAAGAGUUAUUUUUGGUAUCAAUGUCUUACGGUUAUUUAGUCAUUCAGAUAAUAUUCAGAAUAAAGAAUUACUUGUUGCAUGAAGUAUUGACAGUAAUAUUCAUCACACUAUCCAAGUUCCUGUGUAGUUCUGAUUGAAACAAAGGGCUCAGAGCAAAUGAUAACAAAUGUGCAGUGGGAUGAAUGUUUAUAAACCUCCUCAGGAAAUUGCUUUUAUCAGUUACUACACAUUCAAUAUAAAAUUCUGACAAAUGCUUGUCCUCCAACCUGAAUCGCAGUGCCAACACUUUUUUUAAUGUAAUAUGUAUAUAAUAUUCAAUACUUGGGCUUAUACUCAAGAACAAAAUGACAGGGAAAGAUACAUAAAAGAAAAUAUAUAUCAAACAUUCUGACAAUGGAAAUUCCAUCUCACAAAAAUGAUGGAUUUUUGUAGCAACCUUUUUGCACCAGAUUGUAUGUGUGUAUAUUGUGACAAUAAUGGAUGGAGCACACAAUCCUAGUCAUGAAGAGGCAAUGAAAAAAUAUUUUAGUCUUAAUUAGAGCAGAAUUGUUAACUGCAUGUUUGCUGUAAGAAAUUAUAAAUUUGAAAUUAUCCUUUUAAAAUACAUAUUUCAUUCACCACAUAAUGCUAGUGUGCCUUGUAAGUGGUGUUCUUAUAAGAGUUUACGGUGCUCAUAAAUGCAUUCUUAUAAAUGGUGAAUAAUGCUAACAAAUAUGUAUAUGCUAUGACUCAAUAAAAUUUCAGUGUGGUAACUGAAAGUGUUUCUCUACUACAACUGGCCCAUUAAUGAAAAUAACAUGUCAUUAAUUCUUAAUGUAGAACUGUAGAGAUUGUGACAUUUUCUCAAGUUUAACUUGCACUACUACAAUGUAAUGUCCUGGAUCAGUGACAGUGUAUGCUUAGGUAUUAUAAAUAUGUCUAAUGAAGACAUUUUUAUCAAGUUAUUUUCCAGUUUCAUAACACUGUAAUUAAUUUGUUGGUAACUGAAUAAGAAUACUCAUUUAUCAAACAAUGGAAAAUUCAGGAUGGAAUGUAACCAUAUUUUGAAAAGGAAAAUUGCUACUCACCAUAUAGUGGAGAUGCUGAGUCACAGAUACGCACAACAAAAAACUGUCACAAUAUGAGGCCUUUUUCAACAUGUUUCACAGAUAGAGGUAGACAUGUCUUGUGAUUUGGAGACCAGAGUGUUGGCUUAUUUUGCAUAAUUGCCUUUGUUGAAAAAGGCCUUAUUGGCUGAAAGCUUAUAUUGUGACAGUCGUUUUUUUUGUGCCUACUUGUGAUUCAGCAUCUCCACUAUAUGGUGAGAGGCAACUUUCCUUUUCAGAAAACUCUUUUGCUGUGGGCAAAUUUCUUCUUAUCAUAACUUAUUCUGUAUAAAAAAUUUCCUCUUGCUUCCAAUUAUUUCACUUUACAGUAGUCACAUAGUGUGCUCCCAGCUUAUUGUAUUUAUUCUUAGUUCUGCUUACUGUUUUGCAGAAACUGUGAUUUUUUAUUGAAAAUUUUCACUGA